This is a messenger RNA of Poecilia reticulata (guppy), 1698 nucleotides long. It is a transcript of the gene tmem86b, whose product is annotated as transmembrane protein 86B. The record is from RefSeq and is a predicted model, not a curated record. Gene Ontology annotation, cellular component: membrane. NCBI's taxonomy places the organism in Eukaryota, Metazoa, Chordata, Actinopteri, Cyprinodontiformes, Poeciliidae. Gene Ontology annotation, molecular function: hydrolase activity.
GCAGAUUCAAGGCGAGGGACACAGGGAACAUCUGAGGACUGCAUGCUGGUGUCAUUUAAUGCAGAUUAUUAUUCAUUAGUGAACGAAAAGAGAAAACUCAGCUAACAGGGUGAAAAUGGACAUUCUUGAGACUGAUGCCUAUGACAAGCGCCGAAGGAGAAACAUGUCUUGUGCCCUUCUUCUCUCCCUUUUGCCCUUCUUUUUGUCCUCGGCUUUAUACUUCUACCUUUGGGCUCCUGAUCUGGUCCCAUCAGUAGUGUCCGCAGGGGUCAAAGCGGCCCCGACUCUGCUGCUGGCCAUGGUGGUCCUGAGCUGGAACGGAGGGCAGAGUGUCCUGGGUGUGGCAGGGGGGCUGAUCUUCUCUGCUGUUGGGGACUGCUGCUUGGUGUGGCCUGAGCUUUUCAUCCACGGAAUGGGUGCCUUCGCUUUGGCUCAUCUGCUCUAUUCCGUCACCUUCCUGUCCAGUCGUUAUGCAACAUAUUCCUCCUCCUCCUCCUCGUCUUUGAACCGCUUUCUGCAUCUGGUCGUCGUAAUCGUGGGAGGAGCUUUCUACAUCUACCUUUUUCCGUUCCUGCAGAAGGCACCAAACUCUGACCUACUGACUCCUGGCGUAGGGAUCUACUUCGUCCUAAUCACCGUGAUGGCUGCAUUAGCCAUCCGGACGGGCCACGUAGCUACGUUAUUGGGGAGUUUGAUCUUCAUGGUGUCUGAUGCUUCCCUGGCUCUGCAGGUCUUCAAAGUUUUCCCACCAAUAGAGCAUGGUCAUAUUGUUGUCAUGGUGACUUAUUAUUUGGCGCAGCUGCUGAUAGCUGUGGGUGAUGUAAAAGCAGCGGAGAACAAGGAUGACUUUUCAAAGUGGAAGCGGUCCUAAACCGGAUCUCUGAGGUGCUCCUAACAUUAGAAGAGCAUCUUCCAUGCAAAGAUGGUGUAGUUUGUUAAUUAAGUCAACUUAGUGCAAAAUAAGCUUGGGACAAGACAGGGGCACUAGGUUUUUAGAUUUCAGUGCUGAUAUUCACAUUUAUGUUUAAAGCGACUGAGGAUAGAAGAGUGGAGCAUUUCUGGUGGUUUACUAAAAUAUUCACACUCCUUGAAUUUCUUUGUAUUCCGUUAAAUGAAAAUCACAAACUUCAAUGUAUUUUGUUUGGAUUCAGUGGAAAUGUUUGCCCAUUCUUCAUUGCAAAAUAAUUCAAAUCUUAACUGGAUUUACUUUUGCAACUUUGACUAGGCCAUUCUAAUACAUGGACAUGCUUUCUGAAGUUCACUGAAGUUCUAGCUGUUGUGUUAUUCUUUAAUUUACCCCGACAUAAUAUCCAGUUUCUCCACAGUAUGAUGCUUUCGGUGUGAGAGUAUAGUGUUAGUUUCACAACGCUCACUGCAUUUUAGAUCUAAGGCAAACAGUCAUUUUUGGUUCCUAUUUUUAUUUGUGUAAAAAAAAAAAAUACUGUAUAUUUUUUCUUCUCUUUCGUACGUUAAGGUGAAAAACAUUGAGGUUUCUGGUUGACAAAUGUGGAACAGUUCAAGAGGGUUGAAUACUUUUGUAAGCCACUGUGCAUUCUGGGAUUUAGUGGAAUAUAUUUUUUUUACAUGAAAUUCAUGUUAAUGUAUAGAUUGUACAUGUGAUGCCAUAAUACAAACUGCCCAUUGAAUGUGUAUGAACAGCAGUAUUUUAUUUACAAUAAAUCUUUCCAAUGUCCACAA